AGCUAGCGUAGCCUCGUAGGUGUAAAAUAAGAACGUGUAUUUUUGAAGAAUUGAAAUUGUAAAAAUAAUUAGUGAGAGUAAUUUUUAACUAAGGAUCUAACACUUAAAUAAAUUAUAUAGCUCAUUUUAUUUAUAUAAAUUUUUAGAGAAAUAAAUAAGCUCCCUUAAUAAUAUUGAAAAUAUUUCAUUUUAGUUAACUAUGAAAAUGUUAACAAGUAUUGACGAUAUACCUGAACUGUGCAAGGAGAAUGUAUACAUUAAAGACAAAGAAAGUUUAUUAAAGAAUAUCAACAAGAUCAUUGCUGAAGGCCAUAAGAAAUUGCAAAUUUUGACGGAUUUCGAUCACACAUUAACAAGGCAUGAUGUGGAUGGUGUACCCGUGCUUACUAGUUUUGGAAUGUUUAAGGAGUGUCCCUCAGUACCCCAAAAGUACAAAGAUGAUGAAACAAUGUUAGCCAAUAAAUAUAAACCAAUUGAAGUAGAUGCUAAUAUGAGCAUUGAAGAUAAAGUGAAACACAUGAAAGACUGGUACAUGGCCUCACAUAAUUUAAUGAAGGGUCUUAAGUUUCCUAGGAAUGAACUUAUGGAUAUUGGUCAUAAGAUGGUUGGAUGUUUCCGGAAAGGUGUCAAUGAUUUGAUUUCUUGGAGCGAGUGUCACCAGGUGCCUGUGCUAGUGUUCUCAGCUGGUCUCGGCGAGUGUGUCGUCGCUGCUCUUCAGGCCGCUAAAUUCUUACUACCUAAUGUCAAGGUGAUAUCCAAUUUUCUUGCAAUGGAUGAAAAUGAUAACAUAGUUGGCAUUCAAGGUGAAAUAAUACAUACUUAUAAUAAAAAUGAAACAGCUAUAAAACAUACAGAAUAUUACGGUAUGGUUAAGGAGAGGAAUAACGUUCUGUUAAUGGGCGACAAUAUCGGUGACGCGGGUAUGGCAGAGGGGAUGGAGCAUUGUGAUGUAGUCAUCAAAAUAGGAUUCCUCGGCAGAAACACAGAAGCCAAUCUACAGAACUAUGUGUGCACGUUUGAUAUAGUCGUUGUUAACGAACAUACUAUGGAUAUAGCCAAUGCAAUAUUAAAACUAGUGCUGUGAAUUUUAUAUUAUUCUUAUAUUAUAUAUUUUAGUGUUGUUGAUUUAAAACGUUCAUUUUUUAUUUUUUUUUUGUUAAAUAGGUUUUAUUGAUAAUCUGAUCUAACUUAUACUCGUGGAGGAAAAUGCAUGUCCAAGGUAUUUGAUACCCUAGGAAGCAUCGUUUAAAGUGAUUUUUUGAUAGUAUGUAGUAUUGUCUGCAGUCAACUUUUUUUUCAUUAAUAUGUCAAGAAACAAGUACAAACAACUUUUUUUUUGUUAUGAAAUACUAUUUCAAAUUUUUAUGUACAUUUCUCAUUUAUAAGUAUAACUUAUUUUGAGAUUACGGUUUCUUUGUGGUUUUAAAAUUUUCUGUUGAAUUGAUAUUUGUAAGGUAAUAAAUAAUUGUCUGAACAUAUUUUAACUAAACUUGAAAAUGUUUUUGGUACUUAGCCUUAGUACUGGUUCCUUUAAAUGAAAAAUGUGCUUUACUUUUUUUAUAACUUUUUUUUUUUAUUAAAAUUGUAAUGGGAUAUUCUUUGUCGGAAUAAAAAAAUAUUCAUUAUUAUACAAACUCUAUGUUGACUUUUUAUCUGAUCUUGUCCUCUGUUUUAAGAUUGAUGCAAAAGUAUGUAACGUUACAGCUUAUCAAUGGAUCAACCGAUUUUGAUGCAGUUUAUGUAAUUUGAAACCAAUUUAAUUGCAGUGGUUUCUAGUCGUAUUUAGUUGAUAUUGAUUCAGCAUUGUAAAAGUAUCAGCUCUGUAUAAAUACCCGUUGGUGCUUUACAUGACAGCUUAAUCUUUAUAUGAUGAACAAUGCCUAGUUAUAUUCUGUUUGAUAAAAAUAGUUAUAUAUAGUUCAAUGUUGACAUUUCAAAUGACAGUUCCUUUGAUGCAGGUUUGGCGUUUUUGUAUAUAUUAUUUAAAACUAAUAGACAGGAAAAUAAAACAAGGAUGAAAAAAGAAAUUUAGUAUCUUGUUAUUAUUAAAAACAUGUAUGUAUGUAUGCAUGUAUGAAUAUAAAUGUAUUUUCUAGUCACCGCUGUGAUUGUUUGUAUUCUCUGUAAUUUAAAGUUGGCCGUGUGAUAACAUUGCAAUAUAUAUCUGUGUCAUAGAUUAGCAAAGCAUGCCACUGGUAUAAAGAUAUCAAAACUAUCCCGUUACAUUGUUUUCUGUGAUAAUGUGCACGAUUCCUCUGUUAUAUAACAUUUCUAUAUAAUGCAAUAUAAUUGUUUAUUUGAA
Danaus plexippus (monarch butterfly) is the source of this 2302-nucleotide messenger RNA. RefSeq names its product 7-methylguanosine phosphate-specific 5'-nucleotidase (gene cN-IIIB). The coding region runs from base 200 to 1084 and encodes 294 amino acids. Gene Ontology annotation, cellular component: cytoplasm. The transcript is spliced from 6 exons. Gene Ontology annotation, molecular function: 5'-nucleotidase activity; magnesium ion binding. The record is from RefSeq and is a predicted model, not a curated record. NCBI's taxonomy places the organism in Eukaryota, Metazoa, Arthropoda, Insecta, Lepidoptera, Nymphalidae.